This is a messenger RNA of Macrosiphum euphorbiae (potato aphid), 354 nucleotides long. The record is from the annotation of a GenBank genome assembly. Lineage: Eukaryota; Metazoa; Arthropoda; Insecta; Hemiptera; Aphididae.
AUGGGCAGACGCAGACCAGACUGGUGGUUGGAACAGCAACAUCAACAGCAGCAACGGGACUUACUGGAGGACGGUUGUCCCAGGAACGCGGCCAACGCUAGGGAGAGGGCUCGGAUGCGUGUGCUGAGCAAGGCGUUCGGCCGACUCAAGACUACACUGCCGUGGGUGCCGGCCGACACCAAACUGUCCAAGUUGGACACUCUUAGGUUGGCCACCACAUACAUAGCCCAUCUGAGCUCGUUGCUGACGACUACCGAGCGGUCGGACGUCGCGGACCAGGGAGAGACCGUGACCCAGGUUGCGGUCACGUCCACGCAACCACUAAACUACGCCAUGGUAAAUCUUGCACCAUAA